AUGUGUGGUUUCAGUUACAUCACUCUCAAACUCUGGCAGUGUGUUCUGGGUCAGUUCACGACGCAUUUAAAUACUUGUACAUGGUAAUUGAGUAAACGGUAAACAGUGAUGUCGUAUUGUCGCCAAGAAGGGAAGGAUCAGGUUCUCUUUGUCACGAAGGAGGACCAUGAGACCCCAAUCAAAGAAGAACUCAAGUAUCUUGCUGAGGAGGAUGAACCCGAAGGUUUGAUCCUUGCUAAUGGGGAUAUCAACUGGAACUGCCCUUGCCUUGGUGGCAUGGCCAGUGGUCCAUGCGGGAUGGAAUUCAGGGACGCCUUCUCCUGCUUCCACUACAGCACAACCGAACCCAAGGGGUCCGACUGCAUAGACAAUUUCCGCACGAUGCAGGAGUGCAUGGUCACCUACCCUGAACUGUACCCUAUGAAUGACAAAUCCGACCCUGACGAACCUGCGGAUGUUGUACCGGAAGCUUCACAAGACGGGAGUGAAAGGGAUCAAGUACCGGUAGAAAGCACAAUGGACAAAGAGAGUGUCAGCUAGCGUGAUAGGAUACAGAAAAGUGCUGGACUUGAGGGUUGAACCAUUUUAUACCUGAUAUGAUUAUUCAAUGAAGAGUUGUCCUAGUAUUGAACAGGUUGGAUGCUGUUGCUGCUGUAGUCACAAACAGAGGAUGGAUUUUCAGCUUGAUGUGGGUAUCAGAAUGAUGUUUAACAAUGAUCAUUGUCAUGUCCAAUAUCUCAUGCUUCAAAAGAAUCAGUACAGUGGAACUUCAUUAUGAAGAUAACUGUUAUAAUAAAAUUGUUAUACAUGUACAUGUAACAAGAUAAUUUUCCACUUCUAUGUUUUGUACAUGUACAUGUACAUACUAUAUAGCCCUGAUGUAAUAAGGUUUCAAAAUGCAAUACAACAAGCAGUUUUCUAGUCCCAAGAGGUUUGUUGAGGUUUCCAACUUUUCGCUGCACUCUGUUUUAGGCUUUCAUAUGGACCACAAUUUGAACACUGCUUU
Messenger RNA from Strongylocentrotus purpuratus (purple sea urchin), 1006 nucleotides. It is a transcript of the gene chchd4, whose product is annotated as mitochondrial intermembrane space import and assembly protein 40. Gene Ontology annotation, cellular component: mitochondrial intermembrane space. The transcript has 3 exons. Gene Ontology annotation, biological process: protein import into mitochondrial intermembrane space. Gene Ontology annotation, molecular function: protein-disulfide reductase activity. NCBI's taxonomy places the organism in Eukaryota, Metazoa, Echinodermata, Echinoidea, Camarodonta, Strongylocentrotidae. The record is from RefSeq and is a predicted model, not a curated record. The coding region runs from base 109 to 540 and encodes 143 amino acids.